This is a messenger RNA of Phyllotreta striolata, 1824 nucleotides long. The record is from the annotation of a GenBank genome assembly. Lineage: Eukaryota; Metazoa; Arthropoda; Insecta; Coleoptera; Chrysomelidae.
AACUUCACUCUAUUUAAUUUCAAUUUUAGAUCAUUUGACAGGUCUAGGAAAGAAAUUUAAUUUAAUCAAAGUCAUCCUACAUUUAUUCGUGAAUAUCAAACAGUGAAAAUGUCGGCCUUACCAGGAGCCAUUGCUUUCGACGAAUAUGGUAGACCAUUUAUUAUUUUAAGAGACCAAGACAAGCAAAAACGAUUGACCGGAAUCGAUGCUCUGAAGUCGCACAUUUUAGCCGCGAGUCAAAUUGCUCACACUGUUCGCACCUCUUUGGGGCCCAAAGGCCUAGACAAGAUGAUGGUCUCCUCUGAUGGAGAAGUUACCGUAACUAAUGACGGGGCUACUAUUUUGAAGAUGAUGGAUGUUGAACAUGAAGUAGCUAAAUUGUUAGUUCAACUAUCUCAAUCACAGGAUGAUGAAAUAGGGGAUGGAACUACUGGAGUAGUAGUACUAGCAGGGGCUCUGCUGGAACAAGCCGGCGCCCUCUUGGACCGUGGAAUCCAUCCGAUAAGAAUAGCCGAUGGCUUCGAAUUGGCAUGCCAAACGGCUGUGGAUCAUCUGGAGAAAAUCGCCGAACUGUUUCCAGUUUCCGCUGAAAACACCGAGCCCCUUGUGAAAGUUGCGAUGACCACUUUAGGCUCGAAAAUAAUUAACAAGUGUCACAGGCAAAUGGCCGAAAUCGCCGUCAAUGGGGUAUUAGCUGUGGCGGAUCUCGAACAAAAGGAUGUCAACUUUGAACUCAUUAAAGUAGAAGGAAAGGUUGGUGGUAAAUUGGAAGACACGACAUUAGUGAAAGGUGUCGUUAUAGAUAAAACAAUGUCUCAUCCUCAAAUGCCGAAGGAACUUAAGAAUGUUAAAUUGGCAAUCCUCACCUGCCCGUUUGAACCUCCCAAACCCAAGACCAAGCAUAAGUUGGAUGUCACCAGCGUAGAAGACUACAAAGAACUAAGAUUGUACGAACAAGAAAAAUUCAAGGAAAUUGUUGGCUUAGUCAAAAAAGCUGGAGCUACCUUGGCCAUUUGCCAAUGGGGAUUCGAUGAUGAAGCUAACCAUUUGCUGUUGCAGCAGGAGUUGCCUGCUAUAAGAUGGGUUGGUGGUCCAGAAAUAGAGCUGAUAGCCAUCGCGACUGGAGGAAGAAUAGUUCCACGAUUCGAGGAACUUAGCCCUGAAAAACUCGGCUCUGCCGGUUUGGUGCGCGAGAUAUCGUUUGGAACUACCAAAGAUAAGAUGAUGGUGAUUGAAGAAUGCUCGAAUUCCCGUGCCGUUACCAUUCUUGUCAGAGGCGGUAAUCAAAUGUUGGUUGAUGAAGCUAAGAGGAGUUUACACGAUGCUUUGUGUGUUGUGAGGAGUCUCAUUCAGGAACCAAGAGUCGUGUACGGAGGAGGUGCAGCUGAAAUAGCUUGCAGUUUAGCUGUGGCAGCUCAAGCCGAUCAGUUGGCUUCUUUGGAACAAUACGCUUAUCGGGCAUUUGCUGAAGCGUUGGAAAGCAUUCCGCUGGCUCUAGCUGAGAAUUCCGGUUUCUCCGCCAUCCAUACUUUGGGAGAAAUCAAGGCAAAGCAAGCUGCAUCGGGAGAUCCGGCACUUGGCGUCGAUUGCAUGAAUAUUGGCAACAUAAACAUGAGAGAACAGCAUGUUACAGAAUCUCUGCGAUCUAAGAGGCAACAAUUGUUGUUGGCUACGCAAUUAGUGAAAAUGAUUCUGAAGAUUGACGAUGUACGUCAACCUGGCUCCGGCUAAUUCAGUUUCCGAUCGCAAAAAUUUGUUCCGCUUUUAAUUAUCACUAAUUGUAAUGUUACUUACUUACAGAUUUGUACCGCUCUUUCUGUAUAC